ACCUUUUCUAACCUAAAGGUGGCGGCUUCAAAUUUUUUCUACAAACCGGCAGAAUUUACAACCGAAGAAGAACUGAGCCAGGCUAAAUCAUUAGCGGUGUUAGCUAGUGCGAUUUAAUCCAUUUCCACCGCACAGUUUCAGAUAUGAAAUUGUAUUGUUUGUCUGGUCACCCGACGUUACCUUGCAAUGUUCUCAAGUUUAAAUGCACCACCAUCAUGCUGGACUGCGGGCUGGACACCACCUCAGCUCUGUAUUUCCUCCCUCUGCCUCUGGUGCACAGUCCAAGACUGUCCAAACUUCCAGGAUGGGUUUCGAAGGAUGGAACAGUGAACCUUGAGAAAGAGCUAAAGGAGUGUGCCGGUCGUGUAUUCGUGGACUCCGAGCCAGAGUUUUGUCUUCCUGAGAGAGACCUGCUCGACCUGUCGAAUAUCGACGUCAUCCUGAUAUCUAACUACCACUGCAUGAUGGCUCUUCCCUACAUCACAGAGCACACCGGCUUCUCAGGCACUGUCUACACCACAGAGCCCACGUUCCAGAUCGGCAGACUGCUGAUGGAGGAGCUGGUUAAUUUCAUGGAAAGAGUUCCAAAGGCUCAGACUGCCACCUGCUGGAAGAACAAGGAAAUACAAAGGAUGCUGCCUGGUCCUUUGAAGGAUGCAGUGGAAGUGUGGUCGUGGAAAAAGUGCUACAGCAUGCAGGAAGUGAACUCUGCUCUCAGCAAAGUGCAGCUCGUGGGCUACUCGCAGAAAGUGGAGUUGUUUGGUGCGGUGCAGGUCACCCCAUUGAGCUCCGGCUAUUCCCUGGGCAGUUCAAACUGGAUCAUUCAGUCGCACUACGAGAAAGUGUCCUAUGUCUCCGGCUCGUCCUUGCUCACCACACACCCUCAGCCUAUGGACCAGAGCUCUCUGAAGAACAGUGACGUUUUGAUCCUAACCGGUCUGACACAGAUCCCCACGGCCAACCCGGACGGCAUGCUAGGGGAGUUCUGCAGCAACCUGGCAAUGACAAUCCGUGCUGGAGGGAACGUUUUGGUGCCGUGUUACUCCUCUGGUGUGAUUUACGACCUGCUGGAGUGCCUCUGCCAGUUCAUGGAGUCUGCUAACCUGGGAAACACACCCUUAUACUUCAUCUCACCUGUGGCCAACAGUUCGCUGGAGUUCUCCCAGAUAUUUUCAGAGUGGCUUUGUCAGACUAAGCAGUCCAAGGCUUACCUCCCUGAACCUCCUUUCCCACAUGCUGAGCUGAUCCAGACCAACAAGCUGAAGCAUUACCCGAGCAUCCAUGGGGAGUUCAGCAGCGACUUCAGACAGCCAUGUGUGGUGUUCACGGGGCAUCCAUCACUUCGGUUCGGGGAUGUAGUGCACUUCAUGGAACUGUGGGGCAAAUCCAGCCUCAACACCAUUAUCUUUACUGAACCUGAUUUCUCCUACCUGGAUGCUUUGGCUCCCUAUCAGCCGCUGGCUAUGAAGUGUGUGUACUGCCCUAUCGACACACGCCUCAAUUUCCACCAGGUUUCCAAACUUCUGAAGGAGGUUCAGCCACUUCAUGUGGUGUGUCCAGAGCAGUACACUCAGCCUCCUCCGUCUCAGUCUCACCGGUCUGAUCUGAUGUUAGAGCUGCAGCCUCCUCCUCUACCCUACAGCCGGUGCUCCGUUCUCAAUCUGCCCUUCCACCGAACGUAUGAACGUGUCCAGCUUCUACCUGAGCUUGCCAAAACUCUUGUACCCUCUGAGAUUAAACCUGGCAUCUCUGUGGCAAACGUGUCAGCAGUUCUGCAAUCCAAGGACAACAAGCACGUCCUCCAGUUUGUGCCCAAACCUGCUCCUGUGGCUCCCAGUAAGAAGCGGAAGAGGCUGAUGGAGGAGGUUCCUGAGCUGUCGAGCCCGAAGCCCCUGCUAAGCGGAGCUGUGCCUCUGGAGGCCUUCCUCGCCUCACUGCACAAGAAUGGAAUCUCGGAGGUGAAGGUGGAGGAGACAGCGGACGGUCACAUCCUGCACCUGCAGGCCGAGGACGCGCUCAUCCAGCUGGAAGAGGACGCAACGCACAUCGUGUGUGACAACAACGAGCCACUGCGCACCGCCCUCAGGGACCUGGUGCUCCGAUUCCUCCAGAAGCUCUGAUCUGAUCUGAUCUCUGUUUGAGUCUGGACUCUCUGACCUCAGCGUGGCUGCACACACAGUGUGGUGAUGAUCCUCUGAGUCAGUAGCAGUGAGCACCGGGAUGAGACUGAGUUUAUUUGUGGUUUAAGUAAAAACAGAAGCUCACUAUAAACAUAACAGAGAUACGUCUCAGGGCAGGAAGACCUCACUGAUGAACACUGGACGUCACUGAUUUCUUGAAAUAGGACAUGUUCUUGGACCAGCAUUUCUUCUAGCACUAAUGACAUCAGUUUGUGUCCUAAUCCUCCUGUUCCUGAGCCACUUAAAAAUUCCCAGAAUGCUCCACAUUCUGACAGAAAGUUAUUCUAUAUUAUGGUUAGCAAUAAAAUACAAAUUAUUGCCUUUAUUAUAUAUAUAUAUAUAAAUUGUUAUUUUAUUAUUAACUCUGAUAUAGAGCUACACACCGAUUUCUCUAUGGACAAUGGCACAUUUUGGUGGGAAAUGUUUCUUUAUCUAUAAACUAUAUAGGGGUAACCAAAGUCAAAGUCUUUCUGCGUUAACUUCAUAUAACAUUUAUACACUUAAAAGUGAGGUUUAACAGGAUUUGGAUUCUUUCAGUACACCAUUAUGUAAAGCACAUAUCAGAGACCUUCUGUAAUCAAAAGUAUGCAUACAUGAAGCUGAAAAUCUGGACAAGUCAUCCUUUCAGACAUGGAACUUCUUUUCCAGAGGAAAGAAUUUGUGGUCAUGUGUGUUACCAGUGUAGAUCUGAUGACACACCACAAACCCUAAAGCCCAAAUACACAGAAUGACUUUGCAUUGCUGCGGUGAAGGAAAGAUGGAUAAAAAACUUCAUAAGAACUGCUUAGGUAAGACUUUCUCUCAUGUCCUUCUCAUCCUAAAACCUUUAAUAUUAGCAAAUGUAGUCCCAUAUUUUAUAUGUAUGUUUAAGGAACUCAACAACUGCCUUUAGUGUUCGAAAUGACAUUCAGAGAGAGAGAGUAACUCGGGCGUCUGGAAGCCGUGGAGGAAAUGUUUAAGUGGCUCAAGAACAGGAGGAAUCUGAUGAUACUGUUCCAAAAAAGUGGCUUGGGGGGAAAAAAAAAAGAGGUCCAUCAGAUUCAGGAAGCAGCUUUAAUGUCAAAAAGAGUACUAAUAAUAAUAGACAUCUCUGCUUCACUCUGUUUUCUAUUAAUGUUGAAGUCUUUUAUAAUUUUGUAAUAAAUAAGGUUUUUUUUUUUUUUAUUAUUAGAUAUCCCAUGCCUGUUCUUCUCCAUUGCUCUUAUCAGUGACUGUGCUGAAGUUUUGGCACCAGAGGUCAGAACUGAGCAGCCCGAUCAUCUCUGCUAACAAAUACAACUGCUAUAAAUAGUUGUGAACCAGCUUGAUGCAAAUCCCAUUAGUGGGAGUGUGGGUUUUGUUGUUUUGUUGUUUUUUUUCCAUAAGGAAUGUGCUUCCUGAUAAUGAAAUAAAUGGAGUGCAGCAGAUGGCCAUGUAAUUUGGCCUUUAAAGUGCAUUAGAGCGCUCAAGCUUAACUGAACUUCUAGGGAUUUGGUGUUCACUGGGUGUUCAGUUUGUGUGAGCUAGAGUAAAGUGAGAAUUCGGCCUGCUUAUAAAAUGACCCAUCACCUUACUUAUCACUGCGAUACUGCUAUUUAGUUUUCUAUCAUGACAAUCUUUUGGAUUUGUGAGUGGGACGUCUCAGAGCUCCUCAUAUUUUCCUUAUGAUAUCAUGUAGAAAAUACCUAGAUAUCAUUCUUAUCUGACAGUGAGAUGUUGAACUAAACACAACUAAACACCCAUGUCAGCAUUUACAGCACGGCAUGUGUCAGGUGAAAGUUGGACAAAAUUAUCUCACAUGCUCUUCAUCAUCCUGGUAAUUCUGGUCAUUCUUCUCAUGAUAAACAUCUCAGGUUCCUAAUUAAAUACGGCUAUAAGGGCAGCAGCUCGUUUCAUCGAUGUAAAUAUUUUUCAACAAAUUGCACUACACACUGAACAAAUUAGUGAAUGUAUUAUAGGGAAUUAAAUUCUCCGAACAUCUGAGUCACUGGCUUUCUUCAAAGGGCGUGUAAAGACCUACCUCUUCCUGAAAAACUAGUACCCUUUCUAAAAAAGGAGUUGAUGUGCUGUAUUUUUUCCCAACAGAGUGCUAGACUGAUGUUCUAUUUCGUCUCUGCCCUAGUGAACCAGUAUUGAUGUAUUUACUGAUAAAGACUUAAAAACAUUUCUUUAAGUCACUUUAUAUAAGGACAUCCAUCAAAUGCCAUAAAUAUACAGCAAUCAGGCAUAACAUUAUAACCAGUGAGAGGUGCCGUGAACAACACUGAUUCUCCUCAUCAUGACUCCUGUUAGUAGGUGGGAUAUAUUAGGCAGCAAGUGAACAUUUUGUCCUCAAAGUUGAUGUGUUAGAAGCAGGAAAAAUGGACAAGCGUAAGGAUUUGAGUGAGUUUGACAAGGGCCAAAUUGUGAUGGCUAGACGACUGGAUCAGAGCAUCUCCAAAACUGCAGCUCUUUUGGGAUGUUCCCGGUCUGCAGUGGUCAGUAUCUAUGAAAGGUAUCCUUUAAGUCCUGUAACUAUCCUGUAAGAUCUGCUAACAUCUUGGUGCCAGAAACCACAGCACACCUUCAGGGAUCUAGUGGAGUCCAUGCCUCAAUGGGUCAGAGCUGUUUUGGCAGCUAAAGGGGGACUAACACAAUAUUCAUAAUGUUAUGCCUGAUCGGUGUAAAUGUUAAAUAAUAUUAUGUUCAUAAAAUAAAUGUGUAGUGAAGGGAUGUGUAAAAUCUUUACAGCUGAAUGGCUAGAAUUGUGGGUUAAAUUACCUUUUAGGUCAAACAUCAUAAAAAAUCUAAUUCAGCACUAAAUAAACAGUAAGGUGAAUAAGGUGAUUAUGUUCCUGCUUUUGCUGAUCCAUGUAUGAAUCAAUUAAUGCUGGGUAAAAGAAUGUAAACUGCACUGAUGCUAUGUGCAGAUCGAGUAACAGCACACCCCAGACCCCGAAACACAGGGUA
This is a messenger RNA of Hemibagrus wyckioides, 5108 nucleotides long. RefSeq names its product integrator complex subunit 9 (gene ints9). Gene Ontology annotation, cellular component: integrator complex. The transcript has 17 exons. Bases 144 to 2120 code for a protein of 658 amino acids. Gene Ontology annotation, biological process: snRNA processing. The record is from RefSeq and is a predicted model, not a curated record. NCBI's taxonomy places the organism in Eukaryota, Metazoa, Chordata, Actinopteri, Siluriformes, Bagridae.